This is a messenger RNA of Hirundo rustica (Barn swallow), 997 nucleotides long. RefSeq names its product histone H3. Gene Ontology annotation, molecular function: protein heterodimerization activity; structural constituent of chromatin; DNA binding. The record is from RefSeq and is a predicted model, not a curated record. Bases 1 to 411 code for a protein of 136 amino acids. NCBI's taxonomy places the organism in Eukaryota, Metazoa, Chordata, Aves, Passeriformes, Hirundinidae. Gene Ontology annotation, cellular component: nucleosome. The transcript has a single exon.
AUGGCUCGCACGAAGCAGACGGCGCGUAAGUCGACGGGCGGGAAGGCGCCCCGCAAGCAGCUGGCCACCAAGGCUGCCCGCAAGAGCGCGCCGGCCACGGGCGGCGUCAAGAAGCCGCACCGCUACCGGCCCGGCACGGUGGCGCUGCGCGAGAUCCGGCGCUACCAGAAGUCGACGGAGCUGCUGAUCCGCAAGCUGCCCUUCCAGCGCCUGGUGCGCGAGAUCGCGCAGGACUUCAAGACCGACCUGCGCUUCCAGAGCUCGGCCGUCAUGGCGCUGCAGGAGGCCAGCGAGGCCUACCUGGUGGGGCUCUUCGAGGACACCAACCUGUGUGCCAUCCACGCCAAGCGCGUCACCAUCAUGCCCAAGGACAUCCAGCUGGCCCGGCGCAUCCGCGGCGAGCGCGCCUGAGUGUCCUGCUGCAGCCCACGUAGACCCAAAGGCUCUUUUAAGAGCCACUACAUUGCACGUAAAAAGGGCUGUAGCGCUGCUUAAAAUUACCCUUGAAAUCCACCCGGGGUGCACUGCCGAAAGUGCUUUUUGAAUACUCGAUGGGGGAGAGAGACAAAUUGGAUGGAAGAAAUGUGAGAUAAAAGAGGGUGAUCAUUAGUUUAUUAGUUAAAGGAGGGUGGUUAUGAAGCCUCAGGCGGGUUGGCCGGAUUUACAUCCCUGUGGCUGACAGAUGUGAUACAUUUUUGAGGAGAAAAUGGAGGGUAGAAGGGGCUGACAGGGACACACUUGUGUCAAGUGGACCCAUGCUCAGGAAAUCUGCACCUUAAACCUGCACCUUAAACCCUGGCUGGCUGGUUCAAGGCAAGAGCAGAAACUUACUGUGUUACUUCCCGUGUUACUGUCAAAGCUAGGUAAGACAGAUUGCCAUAAGGGGGUCUGCCGCCUUAUUCCUACAACUUUGAACACCAAGAACAAGAAUAUCCAUCUCAAUAAAUCAGUUUUGAUUAUCUCAGGUUUGAUAUAUAUUGUUAUAUUUGGUCUCAAA